AUGGCGGCGCUCUACCGCCGUCUCCUCCUCCUCCGCCGCCUCUCCCAGCCCCGCCUCCUCCCCUCCGCCCCCAAGCCGGCUCUCGCCUCCGCCCUCCUCUCUCCCUCCCGCCACCUCUCAUUCGCCUCCGCCGAGGACGCCGCCGCCGAGCGCCGCCGCCGGAAGCGCCAACUCCGCAUCGAGCCGCCGCUCCACGCCCAGCGCCGCGACCCCUCGCACCGCCCGCCCCCGCGCGACCCCAACGCGCCCCGCCUCCCCGACACCACCUCCGCGCUCGUCGGCCCGCGCCUCAGCCUCCACAACCGCGUGCAGUCCCUCAUCCGCUCCGGCGACCUCGACGGCGCCGCCGCCGAGGCCCGCGCCGCCAUCCCCACCCGCGUCCGCCCCACCGUCUUCACCUGCAACGCCGUCGCCGCCGCCAUGGUCCGCGCCGGCCGCCACGGCGACGCCGUCGCGCUCUUCGACUCCUUCUUCCGCCGCCACGGCGCCAUCGUGCCCAACGUCGUCUCCUACAACACCCUCAUCCUCGCGCACUGCGAGGCCGCCCGCGUCGACGACGCCCUCCAGGCCUACCAGGAGAUGCUCGACGGCGGCGUCACCUCCUUCGCCCCGUCCGCCGUCUCCUACCGCCACCUCACCAAGGGGCUCGUCGCCGCCGGCCGCAUCCAGGACGCCCUCGAGCUCCUCCACGCCAUGUUCCACCGCGGCCACGGCGCCGACUCCAUCGUCUACAAGAACCUCAUCGACGGGUACAUCAGCGUCAACAACUGGGACAAGGCCUUCGAGCUCUUCGACGAGCUCCGGGAGAAGGCCGCCGUCUACGACGGCGUCGUGCACACCAGCUUCAUGGAGGGGUACUGGAACAAAGGCAUGGACAGGGAGGCCAUGGAGAAUUACAAGUCUCUGCUCGACAGGAACUUCAGGAUGACGCCCGCCACCUGCAACGUGCUGCUCGAGACGCUCUUCGAGCACGGCAAGCGCGCCGAGGCGAACGACCUGUGGGAGACCAUGAUUGACAACCACACCCCGCCCAGCUUCAUCGGCAUGAACAGCGAGUCCUACAACGUCAUGGUCAACCAGUGCUUCAAGGAGGGCAGGUUCCGUGAGGCGGUCGAGGUGUUCCACCGCCAGCCCAGGCGGAACGUUCAGAUGGACGUCGGCUGCUUCAACAACAUCAUCGGGAAGCUCUGUGAGAACGGGAUGGUUGCGGAGGCGGAGAAGCUCUUCCAGGAGAUGGAGAGCAAGUCGGUGCUUCCAGAUGUGUACACCUACACUUACAUGGUCGACUCGUGUUUCAAGGAAGGCCGUGUGGAUGACACGCUGCAGUACUUCUACAAAAUGGCGGAUGGAAGGGAGCAUGGCCCAAAGUUCAAUAUCGGCUUCUUCAAUCGGAUGUUUCAAGGACUAUCAGAAGCUGGGCGGGUCGAUGAUGCUUUAAAGGUCUACGGAAGGAUGCCUGACAAGGAGAUCAAGCCGAACACGACCACAUUUGAAAUCCUGGUUAAGGCAUUGUGCAAGGAAGGGGAAUUGGAUAGAGCACUGGAACUGGUCAGGGAUAUGGCAAGGAGUGGAGUUGUCGCUCCUCCUGAGUUCCGGGAGACUGUCGGUGAGAUUUUCAAGAAUGCCGAUCGGCACGAAGAGAUGGAGAAAGCUUUUGAAGAAAAACCAGUGCCACUGCCUCCUAAGCCAAGACCAGAGGCGCGCCCUCACAGUUCACCCCAGGGGCUACCAGGAUUUGCAUCUAAUCAGACACGGGGCAGCUACACACCUCACCAAGGCCAACCAGGCUAUAGUUCUCCUCAACCAUUCCAUCCUCGCAAUGCUGCAUCUCAAGUGCGGCAACCCGAGUGGAUGUCUCCUAAACCUCAGCAGCCUGUGUUUGGAAACCAAGAGGUUAAAAAAGAAGAAGUUGCUGCUCGAAAAAUCUUCCUCCCGACGGCGGACCAGUUCCACCACCAUCCCACCUCCCGCCCCCACGUCCUCCCCUCAUCUGAUUCCCUCCACCCCUACUCAUGA
Messenger RNA from Lolium rigidum, 2016 nucleotides. Its product is annotated as pentatricopeptide repeat-containing protein At1g10270-like. The coding region runs from base 1 to 2016 and encodes 671 amino acids. Gene Ontology annotation, molecular function: protein binding. Gene Ontology annotation, cellular component: chloroplast. The record is from RefSeq and is a predicted model, not a curated record. The transcript has a single exon. NCBI's taxonomy places the organism in Eukaryota, Viridiplantae, Streptophyta, Magnoliopsida, Poales, Poaceae.